This is a messenger RNA of Entrophospora sp. SA101, 330 nucleotides long. NCBI's taxonomy places the organism in Eukaryota, Fungi, Glomeromycota, Glomeromycetes, Entrophosporales, Entrophosporaceae. The record is from the annotation of a GenBank genome assembly.
AUGAAAAUCGUGUUGAAUGGAAAUCACAGCUUAGCAGAUACAGUAGAUCACUUUCCUGAUUCACCUCAUUUACCAAACAUUGGCAUGGAUGAAAACGUUAUGCAACUGAACUCUAUUGUUACCUCAGAUAAGCAGACAAAAAAGACUAGCAGAAAAAAGAAGGACAAUUCUAGUGCGGAAUUAUCUAAAGGUGGAGAUCUAUCGGAAUCGAAAAUCGUACAUCAUUCUAUUUUAAAUAAUCAGUCUACCUCAUCAGUGCCAGAAAAUGAAGUGCAAUCCAGAAUGUCACAUUUGCGAAAAUAUGCUAAAGAGCUUCAAGCUGAAUCCUGA